UUGGACUGAGAAUUGACGAUGCGGUAUAAUGUGCGAUGGAGACUUUGCGGUCUCGUCCAGCAAAGACGAGCACGUCCGACGGGUUUUCCUGUCGCUGCGAGCAAGGUUCGACUCUUUUCAGGUCGACCACAUGAACACAUUGAUACGUCGCACCCAUCCUACAACCAUAGCAAUGCCGAGUGGACAGUCUUAGCCUUGGACCAUCCUCUGACCCACGCACAGACGGGAGUCAAAAUUCACCUUGUCGGCAUCCACCACAAUUCUCCUGCGUCUCUAGAGAGAGUGGAGUAUGUUAUGGACCAAGUAACGCCGGCCGCAGUGUGCUUGGAAAUCGACGCUGACCGCUUGAAGAGCUAUUCGGCAAAGGCCGAAGUCGUUCUAGGAAGAUACAAGAGCCAACAUAGCGGAGCAUCGAUCAGUCCACUAUCCCCAGAGGAUCUAGCUAACCGUGCUCCAUUAUCGUCGUCCCGGCUCAGCGGCGUGCGCACGGUCCUGUCCCCGACGUCUGGCGGCACAGGCAGCUCUCCCGCAUUAUCACUAACGGAACACGAUCACGAAACCCUCACGCGCCUCGGGAUUGAUCCGGCGCUACACUUAUCCCCCACCCACCUCCACUACGGCCUUGAAAUUGGUGUAGCGGUGCGGUCCGCUCACACUCACAACGCUGUCAUCCGCUCGAUAGAUAUUCAUCCAGACAUUCUCCGUUCUGAUCCAUCACAUUCAACCCUCAUCAAUGACCUCAUAAGAAGGUUCCGUCUCCUGCCACCUCCAAUACGUGGCACCUCCAUGCUGGGCCGCGGUUUGUUUUGGCUCAUAACACGACUAUCUUUCGGAGUCAAACGGGACGUGGCAAAAGAAGCUCAGGCUGACGUUUGCAGCGUCAAAGAUCAUGCUACAUACCUACGAUGCUGGAAAACUUUCCAUCCGAAUGCUUACUUUUGGUGGCUGGAGGUUCGAAAUGCCGGAAUGGUGAACGGAAUUCGAACAUGUGUGCGAGAUGUCGCUGAAAGUGCUGGUUUGCUUUCUGCCACUGACAAGAGCCAUGCAAAGGAGCCACCGGCCAUAGUGGUAGUGGUCGGAAAGAGUCACGUAUUUGGAAUUGCAGAGAUGUGGGCAGAUAAAGUUGAGCAAGAAAAGUUUCCAUUGAUAAAAGAUGGCAUGGAAAGGAAGCUUGUUGGGGAGGAGGUGAUUUUCCUUGAUGAAAUGAUUGCUGAUGCAAUGAAAGCCGAAGAAGAGGCUAUAAUGGCCGCAGAAGCGGUGCGGAAUGGAAAGACGGAUAGCGGAGCAGGAGCAGUGCGAAUACUCGUACAUGAGCGGGAGCAGACAGGCGGUAGUGAAGUGGCCGAUACCCAGAAAUCCGACGCGGAUGAAGCCAGAACGGGCAAGAAACGACGAUCAGGCCAUGUUCCCGCUCCAGCUCCACCGCCUGUCCGACCUCCACCACGUCAACCGACAGGGAUAAGAUACGUGGAUUAGCAUCCUACCGUUAUUCUUGUAUAAUAGGUGUCAAUGUAAACUAGAGCCGCGCGGAUGCACGGUGCACGAAAUAGACAUUUUUAGACCAGA
Molecule: messenger RNA, 1566 nt
Organism: Spizellomyces punctatus DAOM BR117
Lineage: Eukaryota; Fungi; Chytridiomycota; Chytridiomycetes; Spizellomycetales; Spizellomycetaceae
Exons: 1
Coding region: 19-1476 (485 amino acids)
Source: RefSeq, a predicted model, not a curated record